Messenger RNA from Guillardia theta CCMP2712, 516 nucleotides. RefSeq lists its product as hypothetical. NCBI's taxonomy places the organism in Eukaryota, Cryptophyceae, Pyrenomonadales, Geminigeraceae. The record is from RefSeq and is a predicted model, not a curated record. The coding region runs from base 1 to 516 and encodes 171 amino acids. The transcript has 4 exons.
AUGCCAGAGUUUAUCCGAGCGACCAGCGCCACCAACGACGACGCCGACGACUACGAGGACGCAGCCGAUUUCCUUCGGUCCCUUCUCUGUUGCGCAAGAGACAAGGACAACAAGCAUCUGAAGAUUCGAAGCAGCAAGCUCUCGUACCUGCCGCAACAGACCCUGUACAGCCAUCAGUCUGCGGAACCUCGCUACACCGCGCAGGAGACUGCGGGAGACUCAGAGUCUCAGUACGCAGGUAUCCUCGAGCAGCCAAGAAGUGAACAAGAUAUGGUCAAACGUACCCCAGCAGUGUACGAGCAAGCCCUGCAGACCUGCAAGGAGAAGCGACCGCUAUUCGCCGAGAUGGGAUCGUAUAAUCGCGAGAUCCGCAGGCUUUCGGAGGGGAUCAAGCAUAUCGAGGCGAUGCAGCUGAUGUGCGGCAAGUCUCGGACCAACGUGGAGCGAGAGAUCAGGAAGCAGAACUUGCAGCAGCAGGUCGGGGAGAGCAUUACUUUGCUGUGGUGGGGAGGUUGA